Messenger RNA from Abrus precatorius (Indian licorice), 1618 nucleotides. Its product is annotated as U-box domain-containing protein 8-like. Gene Ontology annotation, molecular function: ubiquitin-protein transferase activity. Bases 184 to 1290 code for a protein of 368 amino acids. The transcript has a single exon. The record is from RefSeq and is a predicted model, not a curated record. Lineage: Eukaryota; Viridiplantae; Streptophyta; Magnoliopsida; Fabales; Fabaceae. Gene Ontology annotation, cellular component: nucleus; cytoplasm. Gene Ontology annotation, biological process: protein ubiquitination.
CACAAUUCCUGGUGAAGCUAAAAAGGAACAAUGGCGGAACCAAAAGAAAUGGAAGAGCCUCCAAAAACCUCAUAAACCCUCUUCUCUCUGUCACACACUCACGCGCACGCGCACGCGCAAAGGCACAAACAAGAACCUCGAAGCUUCUCAGAGGGACAGCAUAAUCAUUCAUUUCGUUCAUUAAUGGCAACUCAUCUUCCCGACCACUUCAAGUGUCCAAUUUCGCUAGAAAUAAUGUCGGACCCUGUCAUCCUCUCUUCGGGUCACACCUUCGACCGUUCCUCAAUCCAACGGUGGCUCGACGCUGGCCACCGCACAUGUCCAAUUACCAAACUACCCCUCCCAGACCAACCUUCCCUCAUCCCCAACCACGCUCUCCGAAGCCUAAUCUCCAACUACACCUUGCUCUCACCCCUUCACCAAAACAUUUCCCUUUCCCACCCCGAAACCCUAAUUUCCACCCUGGCUUCUCCCUCUUCAACCCUCGAUUCCAAAAUCGACGCGCUGCGCCACCUCACGCGCCUCUCCAAGCGCGACUUUGUCUUCCGCCGCCGAUUAACAGACUUCGGCGCCGUCUCCGCCGUCCUAGCCGCCGUCGACGAUCCCCUCUUGCAGGAGAAGGCGCUCCCGCUUCUCCUCAACCUCACUCUCGACGACGACUCCAAAGUCGGCCUCGUCGCCGAGGGCGUCGUGGCGCGCAUCGUCGCCGUACUCCUCUGCGGCGCGUCGCCCGAUUGCCGCGCAGUCGCGGCGACGAUCGUCACGAGCCUCGCCGUGGUGGAGGUGAACAAGGCGACGAUCGGCGCGUUCCCGGCGGCGAUCGGAGCACUGGUGGCGAUUCUCCGGGAAGGCAAGGGGAGGGAGAAGAAGGAGGCGGCGACGGCGCUCUACGCGCUCUGCUCUUUUACCGAUAACCGGAGACGAGCGGUGGAUUGCGGGGCUGUGCCAAUUUUGCUGAGGAAUGUGGAUUGUGGGCUUGAAAGGGGUGUUGAGGUUAUUGGCGUUUUGGCAAAGUGUAAGGAAGGGAGGGAACAGAUGGAAGGUUAUGAUGGAUGCGUGCAGAUUCUGGGUCGUGUUUUGAGGAAUGGUAGCUCAAGGGGGAUUCAGUAUGCACUGUUGGCACUCACUUCGCUUUGUUUUUAUAGCCAGCGAAUGGUUUUGGUGGCUCUUGAAGAAGGGGUUCUGGAAGUUUCUUUUGGGUUGUUGGAAGAUGAUAAUGAGAAAGUGAGGAGGAAUUCCUCUAAUUUGAUUCGGGUUCUGCGUGGCAACAAUCACCACCGGCUGAAGUGAUGAUGGUGGAAACCGAAAAGUCUCAGUUUUGAUGAGAAGAAAGAUUUGAUUGUAUCCUCUGUGGAGGUGAGUUAUUAAUUUUUUUUUUUUUGGGGUUUGUUGAUUCUGCCUUGUUGGGUGGGUCCUCUGUACAAAAUGGAUAAAAAAGAUCAAUUUUUUGGUUGUGAAUGUGAUAGGGUUCUUUUGUAUCUUGUAUAUUGAAUAAUGAUGAUGGGCUAGCUCUCUGGUGUUAGUUUAGCUUUUCUAAUGGGAAAGGUUAUGAUUGAUCCUUUGAAAUGUAGUGUCAUAGUUCGAUAGUUUCUACUGGCUUCCUCUCAAUUCUGCUAUA